AAACCUUCUGUAAUAACGUCAUUCAAAUGGGACCCAAAAAAGUGACAGCAAAAAAAGAAGCGUAAAACAACUGUCUCCAAAUUUAAGUUUGCCUUUCAUCCUCCAGUUUCUUUGUUCGGGUGCCGUAAAACUGUAUUGUUAGAGAUGACGUUGCAAUGGACUGCAGUUGCCCUCUUCCUCUAUGUGGAAAUAGGUGUACUCCUCAUCCUCUGUCUACCCUUCGUCUCAGCCACCAGAUGGCAGAGUAUCUUCCAGCUGAGAAUAUGGAACAAAAUGGCCAGGUUUUGGAAUAAAUUCUUCCUCGCCAUGAUCAUAAUCCUUAUAGUCCUCUUCCUCGAUGCUGUGCGUGAGGUGAGGAAGUAUUCGGGGGCAGGAAACAGCAAGGAUGCUAAUCUGCAUCCCAACAUGUUUGACAACCUCCACAUGAAGCUGUUCAGAGCCCAGAGGAACCUCUACAUCUCUGGCUUUUCCCUCUUUCUCUGGCUCGUGCUGAGGCGGGUGAUCACUCUGAUCAACCAGCUGGCGAUGGCGUCUAGCACCACGGCCUCUCUGCAGACCAAGGCAGAGAGUGAUAACCAAACUGCCAAGAAAUACAUGGAGGACAAUGAGCUACUGAAACAGACUCUGAUGGAUGGGAAGGGGAACAAGGCCACAGCAGAGGGAAACGAGCUGCUGAAAAAAGAGAUGGAGAAACUGAGAGGAGAACUGAAGGGCUCAGGGGAAGCCUUGAUAAAGUCCGAAUCCGAGAUGGAAGCUAUGAAGAAACAAUCCGAUGGACUGACCAAAGAAUACGACCGACUGCUGAAAGAACACCAGAAUCUUCAAGAGUGUGGAGACAAAAAGGAUGAUUGAUCGGGGUUAUGACUACAGCUGUCAGAACGUUUACAGAUUGUACCAAGAAACCAGAAAAAAAACACUGUCACGCACGCUAUCAUUUUCCUUUGACAUACUGAAGCACUCUGCAUGAUGUCACCAAAAUACUCCUCCAAAGCACCACUGAGCUGGCAAACAUUAGAUAAAAAGCACCUGAGCACGUUUGUAGUAGAAUAGCUACUACACCAGCAUAGAAAUAGUAUUUGCUGACUUUUGGAGAAUUUCACAGUUGUGAAUGAAUGCCUGCAUGCGUAGCUGUAAAAGCUUCAGAUUACAGUGGUCUUCUACUGUGAAUGUAUUUUUGAUGUAAUUGCUUGCUAUGCUGUUUUUUCCCUGUAUAUGGCAAGAGUACCAUCGUUGCAUUCAUAUCCAUUUUGUUUCACCUUAGCAGUUAGGCGUAUUACAGAUUGAGUUGUAUGUGUUUUGUAAAACAAAAUUAGCAUUGAAUUAGUGGUAGAGAAGCUAUAUUGAGUUAUUUUUGUUAUUGAAUAUUUGAUAUCAAUGGUGAUCUGUUUUUCAUUCCUCUUAGAUGUGAAGGGUUUGUGAAUAUUACACAGGGUCAUGAUUUUCUGUUUUGUAAUAAGGAUACUGAAACGGAAAAGUCUGAGCAAAUUCAUCAUUCCUCUUCUCACUCAGACUCUUUGUAUUGACUGUCCCAGCCCCGGGGUUGGGUUGGGUAGACCGGGUCAGCACUUGGAGUGGGUAAUUGACCAAACUUCCUCCAGCCCCCAUCCCCUAAGUACUUAUCUCCUAUAGGGCCCCAGUACUGUAUAUCCCCCUGUACUGUACUGACUGAAUAAGUGCCUUUCAGACCACUGUAGAGAUUUUCUCAUUGCGAGUACAAAAAUCUGCUUUGAGUAAGAAAGUGUUGCAAUAUUCCAGUAUUGCUCACUAUUAGUUGUUUUUGUUGCGAAAUACAUUUUUUUUGUUUGGAAAAAUUGUCUCCAUAUACCAACAUGUUAUCCCAUAUUAAAAUCGUUUUACUGUUGUGUUACA
This is a messenger RNA of Oncorhynchus nerka (sockeye salmon), 1869 nucleotides long. RefSeq names its product B-cell receptor-associated protein 29. The coding region runs from base 145 to 852 and encodes 235 amino acids. The transcript has 8 exons. Gene Ontology annotation, cellular component: endoplasmic reticulum membrane; endoplasmic reticulum. Gene Ontology annotation, biological process: intracellular protein transport; endoplasmic reticulum to Golgi vesicle-mediated transport. The record is from RefSeq and is a predicted model, not a curated record. Lineage: Eukaryota; Metazoa; Chordata; Actinopteri; Salmoniformes; Salmonidae.